Lachancea lanzarotensis is the source of this 2355-nucleotide messenger RNA. RefSeq names its product LALA0S06e06436g1_1 (gene ELG1). The coding region runs from base 1 to 2355 and encodes 784 amino acids. Gene Ontology annotation, molecular function: DNA binding. Gene Ontology annotation, cellular component: nucleus. NCBI's taxonomy places the organism in Eukaryota, Fungi, Ascomycota, Saccharomycetes, Saccharomycetales, Saccharomycetaceae. The record is from RefSeq and is a predicted model, not a curated record. The transcript has a single exon.
AUGACUUCGUCGACGCCCAAGAAAUCUGUGCGAUUAGCGACUCUGUUGAAUGGAUUUCGAAGCCAGAAUCAAGUGCACAAGGAAGAAAGACAACCUGAGGUGGCAGCUGAAGAUUUCUUGGAUAGCAUAGAAAACUCUACAGUGAUAGACUCCGAGGGUCUUUGGGUAACAGAGGACUCUUCACCUUUAAAAACCUCUAAUGAUGGUAAAAUAUCUGCUUUCAACGAUGAUGAAAGAACCAGUGACUGUGAGAUAGUUGAGGAGCUGAGACCUUCAAAAGUAUCACUGAAGGAUCUUCUGAGUGGUAAGGAUAAAACUGGAAGGCUUAAAACAGUUGAUACUGCUGAAAUAAUCAAUGAUGUGCAUACUACAAAAGUUAAUGAUCCAAACAAAAAUCGGGAAGCACACGAACGUAUUGUAUCUGCACUUGACAGUGCCAAGAAGACAACUGUUCGAGACCUCUUUGGGGGGUCUAAAAAAAAAUUGCGUGAGACGAGCGCAAAUGAGCUCCCUGCGGUGAGCAAAACUCGAAGAUCCCUCAAGCGGGCACAUGAAGCCUCCAAAGCUGCAAGUUUAGAAACGCCGCUUCCCAAAUUCCAGAGAAUUUCACUUUUGGGGGACGAAAUACCGCACAGACCUCUGACGCUAUCGAAGAAAGCUCAGAAUUUGAACCACAACGAUGUGGUUGAAAGUCCCGGGAUUUUUAGGUCUUUGAUUCACUUAGCAUCAAGUCAACAAGAAGAUAGGAUACAGAACAUUUCCAUCACUAAUAAAACUCAAAAUGAAUCUCUUUGGACUGACGAGUUCUCACCACAAAACCUUGAAAAUGUCAUUUUGGAGGAUGAGCUAAAAUCGCAGGUAGAUCGAUGGCUACGAAUGGCUUUUGAAAAGCUACGAAGGAUGACGACAAGGAACAAAUUGUCGAAGAAAAAGUUCGACAUAGACGGCAUGGACAUGUUCAUUGUUGAUGAUGGAAAUGAUGAUGUUAGUGAUCAAAUGGAAGAAUUCGUACCUCUACUGAUUUUGUUUGGUGAAGCGGUGGGUAAGAAUACGUUACUGAAGGCCAUCAUGAAUGAUGUGUCUGGUCAGAUUUUCGAGAUCAAUAGCUCUGGGAACAGAAGCAAGAAAGACUUUCUUGACAGCCUGCUCGAGUUUUCGACUUCUCAUUACGUUAAGAAUAAGGGCUCUAAAGGCAUUAUUCUUUUUGAUGAUGUUGACAUCUUAUUUCGAGAGCGCGACAAGCUAUUCUGGGUUACGGUAGAACGAUUGCUCAUGGCUUCGCGGAGGCCAGUAGUCCUAGUCUGCCGUGACCUCAGUUUUAUUCCAUUCAAUCUCAUUCAGGUCGCUGACGAAGAAAACUCGCUAUUUCACGCCGAAAAGAUUGACUUUAACAGAGCGAACGCCCAACUGUCUCAAUUUCUGAACGCAAAGGGAUUCAACUUCUCUUCAGAGUAUUCAAAGGCGCUGCUGCAAGAAUAUGGCGGUGAUAUAAGAAGGUGUCUAGUGAACCUUCAAUGGAAAGCUGUGGCCGACCAACAGAAGACUAAUGACACGAAAAUCCAAGAGCAGACGAACAUCGGUCAUAACAAGCACGUUGGUGAAAUCAUGUCUCAGGCCGAUCUUUUGUCAUAUGCGGACAUGAUAAACAAUAGCAUUAAAUGGAAAUCGAACAUAGUUGGGGACAAGGAUCGCACUCUUAAUUAUCCCAUCUCUUCAAAAGACUUUACUGCAUUGUCUGACGAAGAGAGGCUCGCAUUGGACUAUAUGGUCGACUACAGACAGCAUUUGCAUGACCACUUGAGAACCGCGCUGUUACCUUUCGAGACAAAUAUCAGUGAGAGUCUCUUUCAGAGUAUCGAUGACCCCCACACAGGAAAAGUUUUGGAUUGCAAUAAAAUCAUGGACAAAACUACACCCGAGGUUGUAUCCUACUUAGGAAGCCGGGUACCUGAUAAAAUGUCACUUAAUGGAGAACAAUCAGCACCCGUUCGCAUGACUAGGAACUCAAGAAAAGUACGGGAAAUUUUAGAUCGGUUCUCGGACGGCCCGAUAGAAAGCAAUUCAGAUUUUGAGGGUGUAUAUUUAGGCUUGAAGGCAGCGAUGACAAGACAUCAGAUCAGUCAAGAGGUCAUACCAUAUGUCGUUGAGGUCGCAAAACAUGAUCAGGCCCAAAAGAACAAAAACAAAGUGAUUUUUGAGACCGCUUUGCAAAGGGAGGAAUCUCUAUCAGGUACAGAGGUGGUAAAGGUGCUUCUGCAAAACCACGCUUUCCAUCCAAUCUGGUUCAAUGGUGAACCCAGCCCUGUACUCGAGGCAUGGAAAAGUCCUCUAAACGCAUUCAAUAAAAAUAUGUGA